Messenger RNA from Chelonia mydas (Green sea turtle), 4770 nucleotides. Its product is annotated as SITS-binding protein. The transcript has 12 exons. Lineage: Eukaryota; Metazoa; Chordata; Testudines; Cheloniidae. The record is from RefSeq and is a predicted model, not a curated record. Bases 539 to 2644 code for a protein of 701 amino acids.
CUGGGGCUGUGUACCCAGGAGUGAAGUCUUCAUUAGCGCACUGAAUGUGUUCCUCAUCCCUUAGGGCAGUGGGCAGACUGUUGCACAAUCAUCCAUUGAAGACAGUGUGGCUUGAUGCCAGCACGGCAUUCUGCCUAAGCAUUGCAGAUUGCAGGAUCAGAGUCUACGCUUAGAUGUCAAUACGCAAUUACAACUGUUUCUCUGUGUCACCUCACAUUUUAAUUAGUUUUCCUCUUUCUCUUGAUUAGAGCCACGCUAGUGCGGCAAGAAACAUUUCUGUGAAUAUUUGUUUGGAUAUCAAAAUGACAGUGUUUGUGCCCCUUGUGUGCAUACCUACAGGUUUGUUCAUCUGAACAGUGAAUUUUUAAACAAAUACUACAGGACGUUUGCAGCCAGCACAUCUCAAAUCCAUAACUGAAACCCAACCGAGCGCCGAGCACUUGUAAAGAGAACGGAGCUGAUCCUCCGCUGGUGUAAAUCAGCAUAUCUCCAUGGGCAUCAAGGGUACUACACUGAUCUACACCACAUGAGGUUUUGAAUGAAAUUAUGCUUUACAGACAGCUUCCAGUUUUUACUACGCAACAGGAACCAGAGUCCGAUCCCAGAGGUGACGUGGGACUCUGGGCUCAAGGAGAUGAAUGAGACCUGGAAGGGAGCUAUUGCCUGCCUUGGGGUGGCUGUCUUCUUCGUGAUGACCAUCGGAAUUAUCUACUGGCAAGUGGUGGAUCAGCCAAACAAGAACUGGAUCUUGAGAGGGAACACCAGUGGUCUCAUCUGGGAGCGAAGGUCCCUAUCCCUCGUCCUGCAGACCCUGAGCGAGGAGAAGACCCUGGUGGAAAUCAAUGUGGGCAACUUCCCAGACAUGGAGCAGCCCUUUGUGAAGAACUUGUGCUGGCUGAACAAGACGGAGUUCUGCUAUACCUGGGAUGCGACGGCGGAUCUGGAGAUCUCCCUCGAAGCCGGUCCCUCUGCUGGCACAGAGUGCUACAGGAUAAACUGGACUCCUCUGCACUGCAAGGUUACACUAAAGGAUUGUUUUUCAAUGACUAAUGUCUCCUGGUACGGAGGAGCAAGCAUCAGAGCCCAGCACUGGCCUUUGAACAAAGUGAAUACAAAGUCCCAGCCAUUUGUUAUCAGCAACCUCACCAAAAAUCCCACUGGCUAUGGAUCUGUCUUAGAAAAAUACUUUUUGGGAUCAACAGGGGUGACAGUGACAGUUGCACCAGAUGUCCCCAUCUCCCUCUCAGUGGAGAGCAACAGGCACUUCUGUCUGGAGAGCCCUUCCAGCAUAUCCAUGUUCCCCCUACAGUACAUGGUGUGCAUCAGUCAAAACAUCACCUCUGCCCACCAGGAAGUGGGGAGUCAGCUCUCAGAGCAGGAGAGGAGGCUGCCAAACACUGACAUAUUAGGGUUGCCAAUCUGGAGGCAUUACAAAGCAGCAGAUUCUGCUGCCAAAAUGGAGCGAGGAUUAAGGUCUUUCUUCAACAGAUUGAAAAGACAUCAUCUCGGGGAGGGGCUAAUUGCUCUCAAUGAACAUUCCACAAUGUUACUUUCCAAUGCGGACCAUAUGCACUUGCCCAUGGCUAGCAGGAAGAUGCAUGCUCUGAGACACACCAGGGACCCCUCAUUAAUUAAACCUCUGAAGUUUUCUAUAACUCUGUCCCCGUACACAAGCAUUAACUCCCAGCUGUUUCUGAUGUCUCUGCAAGAGGGCAAAGAAAAUUACUGGCUGAGCCUCCAAUCAAAAUUCGACAGCCACCCGACUCCUCUGCUUACCAAGUGGAAAGGGCAGUUUUCUGUCCGGCUGAAUGUGACCAAUGAUGCUGCAAGAAACUGGUACAUGGACAGGGUGAGCCUCUUGUGGCAGAGACUGGGAGCGCAGUAUGUGACUUUUGAAGGUGCUGAAGGAAACACAUUUGCGGAACAGACAGUCCAGCCACCCAAAGAACUGGAAGGGGAUAAAUACAUUGGCAUUUUUGCUCUUAUGGCAGCUACGCUGGGAAAUUCGACAAUAAUUAGUGCCGUCACAAGAUCUAACCAUCUGCCACUCUUCAUUCAAAUGACCCCGCUCCAGUCGGACUGGAGCUAUGCUGGUUUGAAGGGAAUUAUACCUUCUGUGCUUCACUACAGUCUUCUUGGCUACAACUUCUUCAUUCCGGAUGCUGUAGGAGGGACCCUGGCAAAUGAGUUCCUGACAGAAGAAGAGCUGUAUAUUCGUUGGCUGCAGAUUGUGACGUUCCUUCCUGUGAUGUCCUUCAGCACUCCGCCAUGGGUCUGCUGUGACGAAUGGGUACUGAAUCUCACUAGGCAAUACAUACAGAGGCAUCAAGAUUUUGUUGUCCCGCUCAUUGUAAAAUUCAGCAAGGAAUGGCUCUCCUGGGGGUACCCCAUCUUCCGGCCGCUGUGGUGGCUCAGCCCUAAUGACCCAGUCACCUUCACUAUAGAUGACGAAUUCCUCAUUGGAGACGAGGUACUGAUUGCCCCAAUUACAGAACAAGGGCGAGUUCAGAGAGACAUCUACCUGCCUGGGGAAGGCCUCACAUGGAUGGACACCAACACCGCCCAGGUGUUUGAUGGAGGAACCUUAAUCAGGAACUACUCAGUCAGUCUUGUGGAGGUGCCAGUUUUUGUAAAAGCCUCCUAGAUUCCAGGCAGUCCCAGCUCUCAAAAGAGUCACCUACUUCUCAGAAGAGCGAUGCUGACAAGACAGGCUCUCUUCCUUUUCAGCCAUUUGUGCUUUUCCAGGAACUCUUUUUUUAUACAGGUGUUUAAAUCUUUUACUGUGAUUUGCUACCGUUCUAAAAUAGUGAAAUACUGCAGGAGCUUUGGUACAAAAAAUACACACAUGUAGCACAUCUGCUGAGAUCAUCCAGGUUCAUCUGACCCUAUCCUGUGUGUUAACUACCAGGAACGUCUCUGAUUAACUAGUAGUGAAAGAGAGACACCCUCAAAGUCACAGGGUAAUGAGAAAGCAGAUGGAUUCAAUGUCUACUGGAAAUAUUCCCCUGUUUGGGGGGAAAAAUAAUUAAAGUAAAGAGGAAGCUCUAAGCAGAGCCAGGUAUGGACAGACAGCAGGACUGGCUGCCUUGAAAAGAAACAGUCUUGGUUGACCAGGUCUAACUGCCGGCCAGAGUCUUAGUGAAACAGGAUUGCAUCAUCACCUACCUUCUACAGACUGCAAUGUUUGGUUUGGGAAACCUGCAGCAUCCAGUUCUGGGUCUUGUGUCAAUGUCUUUAUUUUCGUCUAGGAAAAAGUUAGUGUCUUAUUAUUAGACAAAACUUACAAAAAAAGGAGAGGGCAGAGAAAACUGUUCUGUAAUGUGUGGCUGCAGGUCACAAAUGUGAGAUGUCUUCUCCAUUCCUUAUGGAUGAUUAUUUGCCUUGUGUAGUUUUAGAGACUAUCCUGUCUGCUGCCUUCUGCCCCUGCUUUCUCACUCCAGAGUGCCCCCCUCCCAUGGCUUGAGAACACCCCAAAACUGAAAUCAGCCUUUGCUUAUUUUUGGAACUAAGUAGCCUAUUUGAAGCACAGGGAUGUGUGUCUUAUGCAGCAGCUGGGACUCAGUACACUGAGGAUGUUCUAGAAUGGCAACACUUAAAACAUUCAAAAGGUUCUAGGAGGCUACAAAGAGAAGAUUAUUUUCUGUAAUGUUAGGAGCUCAGCAAACACAUGAGUUCUUAGUAGCUGAUAAGAUGCUGCAGAGGCUGGACAUACAUAGUGUUAGCAUAACUGGAGGGAAGGAACAGCUUCCGAGUGAAUUCAAAUGACCGUACCAAGGGGUGCAUAUAUAUAGGAGGGCGGCUCAGAUUUUCAAUGCUAAAAUUAAUGUAAAUGGUACAAUUUCUUUGUGUAUCCCAUGACAAGUACCCAACUUCACUCAUAGGAAACGUCUUACUGCUUUGUCAUACCCUUGGGAUAAACGGGCCAGAUGCUCAACGGGUAUCACGUUCUAUUGACCUUAGUGGAGUAAGGCCGAUUUACAUCAGCUGAUGACCUCUCUCAUGGUCUUCCUUUUAGAUCAGGAACCACUCAGGAUUUUCCUAAUUUUAUCAAGAGCAUCUAGGACUUUCUGGAGUGUGAGGGGGCCCAAGAGCAGUGUCAAAAUGCAGGGUGCCGCAAGGGGUCAAAGGCUGUGUAUGGGAGGGGGAGCCCUCUGUGCCACACAGGGAAGGGGCUCGCUCUGACCAUGCACAGGAGGUUGCUAUGGCACGGUGUACAAGUUUAGCAUGAAAAUAACUUGCAUACUGUAGGAGACAGAAGAGACUGGCAAAGAAGAGAUGCCUUUUGGUGCUGCCCUGACAGCACUGAGUGGCCUUUUAAAUGGAGCCCAAACAGAACAGAAUAGAUUUUAGCUGCUGCCCUGAGCUUGUAACUUGACAUGGUCCCCUCCAGGGGUUCAGUCUCAUCAGCAAUUUAUAUGAAACAAAUUGAUACUGCAGGCACCGUCCAAAUAUCCACAUCAGACCUUGGCUGUUUGUAAAAGAGGAAUUUGCUUCAGCCUCCCGCUCCAAACCAGGACCUUUCAAUAUUCCCCUCCGACAUUGUGCUUAUCAAGCACUGACUUCUUCUAAGUCUCCCCGUACUCUCGGUGUGAGAGCCUUUUCCUCUCCUCUGCAGCUCCUGCCAUCUGGAAGAACCUUGGGAUGUCUCACUGCGUGAUCAACCCUCUGUCUCUUUCAAACCCCAGCUCUAAAUUGUUAUUUUGUUUUCUGGCCUCUGCUUGGUUUCUCCCUCAUGCAGCUAUUGUAUAUUGUUUAACGCUGCAAUUGUAU